Messenger RNA from Stereum hirsutum FP-91666 SS1, 1455 nucleotides. RefSeq names its product Metallo-dependent hydrolase. Gene Ontology annotation, cellular component: cytosol. Lineage: Eukaryota; Fungi; Basidiomycota; Agaricomycetes; Russulales; Stereaceae. The transcript is spliced from 7 exons. Gene Ontology annotation, biological process: guanine metabolic process. Gene Ontology annotation, molecular function: zinc ion binding; guanine deaminase activity. The coding region runs from base 1 to 1455 and encodes 484 amino acids. The record is from RefSeq and is a predicted model, not a curated record.
AUGAACUACUAUCGAGGCGAUUUUGUUCACUUUCCAUCGCUCACGUCUGGAGUACAACUAUGUCGAGACCAUUUGCUAGCUACCGACGAACAUGGAUACAUCUCACAUUUCGAGCCUGCGGACUCUCCCCAAUCUGAGGCUUUGCUCGACGUAAACGCCGGAAAUAUAACCCUCAUACCCCUCGGAUCUUUCUGUGUACCCACUUUCUGCGACCUUCACCUUCAUGCUCCACAAUUUUUAUAUCAGGGAACUGGCCUCCACCUACCGCUGAUGCAAUGGCUGGAGGAAUAUGCAUUCAAAGCUGAAGAGAGAAUUGACUCGGAUCCUCAGCUUGCCCGUACCGUUUAUGGCCGGCUCGCUCAACGCCUCGUGGAGAAUGGCACUGGCGCUGUCCUCCUGUUCGGGACUAUUGGUGUCGAUACGAAUCUCGUUCUUGCAGAGGAGAUGCAACAAGCUGGCAUCCGAGCAUUCGUCGGCAAACUAUCCAUGAACCAGAAUAGCCGUCCGACCUAUACCGAACACGAUACACACACAUCACUUAAUGCGGCCACCUCUUUCCUAUCUCGCAUGGACGAGUUCGCUCACCGGCACUCCGAGUCUUGUCUAGUCAAGCCCGUGUUGACUCCUCGAUUCGUCCCCACCUGUUCGGAUGACCUACUCAAGGGUCUAGCCGAGCUAUCCCAGAGCAAAGGCGUCAUGGUACAAAGCCACCUCGCCGAAGCGCACGAUCAAGUAGCAUGGGUGAAGGCCGAGCGUGGCCUGGACGACAUCGAAGUCUUCGAUCGCUCAAAUUUACUAGGAUCCCGCACGAUUCAGGCUCACUGCACGUACUUAUCAUCGCCGGAAUUCGACAUCCUCGCAUCUCGCGGAACCGCCAUCGCCCAUUGUCCCCUCUCGAACGCCUAUUUCUCCGCACGACCGCUCGCUCUGCGCGAGGCUCUCACAGCAGGCGUUCGUGUUGGUCUAGGAACAGAUGUCGCAGGUGGAUAUAGCGCGAAUAUUAUGGAUGCUAUGCGUUGGGCCGUCGGGGUGUCCCGGAUGCGAGACGGAGCGAGGAUAGAAAGCGCAGCAGACGGUGCGGGUGAAGGUGGUAGUGUGAAGAUUGACUGGAUGGAGGCGAUGUUUCUGGCUACUAGGGGUGGGGCGGAGGUACUUGGGCUCGAAUGCGGUGUUUUCGAGGUCGGGGCACCGUUCGACGCUCAAUGUGUCAAGCUAUUCGACCCAUCGAGUGGGCGAGGCGUUGGUCAACUUGAAUUUCUCGAUGUGGAGUUGGGUACGGCUUCGAAGGAUCUGACCGUGGAUAUGGUCGAGAAGUGGUUUUGUUUGGGGGAUCAGAGCAACCGUACAGGGAUGUGGGUUCAGGGUCGGAAGAUCGGGACCUGGCAGCCUUAUCCAGCGCCACCACAUAUUUGCUGGAUGGUCCUGAAAGUUCUCGAUUCGUUUGGUCCGUCAUAA